AUCGUGGCCGGGUUCCAGACGCCGUGGGGCCGCGAAGCUGGCGCAGCGAACAGUGCCUGCGGGUGUUCGACCUGCAGCGGCCCGGGAGGCAGGUGGCCGACUGGGUGCUGAGCACCCGGAAGGGCAGAGGUCAGAAGGGCAUCAUCGGCGCCGUCGCGAGCACGCCGCUGGCCCCCCACCGGUACGCUGCAGGCUCGUACGCUCGCAGCAUCUGCGUGUACGACGAGAAGACCCGCGGCACCCCUGCCGCCCGCAUGGCAGACGGCGCCGCUGGAGGGCAUACCCCAGAGGUCACGCACCUGGAGUGGGCUGGCGAGUGGCACCUCCUGAGCGGGCACCGCCGGGACAGCUGGCUGCGCCUGUGGGACACGCGGAGGGUCGGAUUGUUGUCUUCGGACCCGCGAUAG
This is a messenger RNA of Prorocentrum cordatum, 407 nucleotides long. The record is from the annotation of a GenBank genome assembly. Lineage: Eukaryota; Dinophyceae; Prorocentrales; Prorocentraceae.